Molecule: messenger RNA, 567 nt
Organism: Zasmidium cellare ATCC 36951
Lineage: Eukaryota; Fungi; Ascomycota; Dothideomycetes; Mycosphaerellales; Mycosphaerellaceae
Exons: 2
Coding region: 1-567 (188 amino acids)
Biological process (GO): phospholipid transport
Cellular component (GO): mitochondrial intermembrane space
Molecular function (GO): phosphatidic acid transfer activity
Source: RefSeq, a predicted model, not a curated record
AUGAAGAUCUUCGCCUCAUCACACGAAUUCGACUACUCCUGGGAAGAAGUAUCGACGUGCAACUGGCGAAAAUACUGUCCUUGGAACGACAAAUCCACGCACGUCAUAGCAGUCGACACCCUCUCGCGCACCCUCUCCCCCCAAACCGGCAUCCUCCGCACCGAACGCCUCAUAACCUGCAAACAAUCCGCGCCGCAAUGGCUGCGCAGCUUCCUCGGCGGUCAGGAUACCUCGCUGGUCUACGAAGUCUCGUACGUCGACGCGGCGGCAAAAAAAGUCACCAUGUGCUCGCAGAACAUGACCUGGUCAGAUCUCCUCUCCGUGCAGGAGACGGUCGUGUAUCGCCCGGUAGCGGGAAAGGUGGGCAAGACGGUGUUUGAGCAGAACGCGAAGAUUAUCGCGUUGUGUGGCGGGUGGCAGAAGAUUAAGAAUGGGAUCGAGGAGUUUACGGUUGAGAGGUUUCGGCAGAAUGCUGCGAAGGGGCGGGAGGGGUUUGAGAGGGUGCUGGCGAUUAGUCGGGAGGUGUUUGCGGAGGAGAGGAAGAAGAAGGGCUUGCAGGCGAUGUAG